CACGUGCUUUGUCUGUGAGGAGGGAGCGGCGUGAGGGGUCGGAACGAGUGGAGGGCGUGGGUUGAGGGCACCGCGGUGCCGGGAGGUUGACCCCAAGAGGCAGCGCGGCGUCCCCUUGCGCAGAGCACAAUGGAGGCUGUGUGGAGAGCACUGAGCGCCCUGCAGCCCCGCUGCCUGCACACCGCCUGCAGCCGCCACAACUCCAACCGCACCUCCAUCACCCACCUGCGCCGCCAGGUGUACGGCCGCCUCUACCCGCUGCUGCUGGUCCGCACCGAUGGCUCCACCAUCCACAUCCGCUACAAGGAGCCCAAAAGGAUCCUCAUGCUGCCCUUGGACAGCAGCACGCUGCCUGAGGCGGAGCGCAAGGCCCGGCUGCGGCGGCAGUUCCCCAGCAAGCUGCAGGCCAAGCAGGAGGAGGCCUUGGAGGAGCUGGACUUGGAGAAAUACAAGAAAUUUUGGAAGAAGUGAGGCACCGAUUUGGGAUCAGCCCCCCCACCAAAACUCCCUACCAAGCGGUGGCUGAUGGACACAGCUAUAGAAAUAAAGAGAAGAGCAAUUUUGUUAAGAACUCA
Tympanuchus pallidicinctus (lesser prairie-chicken) is the source of this 575-nucleotide messenger RNA. RefSeq names its product mitochondrial ribosomal protein L55 (gene MRPL55). Gene Ontology annotation, biological process: translation. Gene Ontology annotation, molecular function: structural constituent of ribosome. The transcript is spliced from 4 exons. Gene Ontology annotation, cellular component: mitochondrial large ribosomal subunit. Bases 130 to 471 code for a protein of 113 amino acids. NCBI's taxonomy places the organism in Eukaryota, Metazoa, Chordata, Aves, Galliformes, Phasianidae. The record is from RefSeq and is a predicted model, not a curated record.